ACAGGAGGCCAGGUGAGCCCUCAGGACAAGGGCGUCCCCACUAGUCCUCUGGGCAGGAAGCCCAUUCAGACAGGGACCCCUGAAGAGGAUAGGAGCUUGCUGUUCGGGACAUCUAGGGAGCUACAGGAGACCACAGGGAUUCCCUCCCAUGGCCCUGCCGUCUUUCUUCCUUAAGAGAAAUACCUGCUUUCCCAGAGAGAAACAGAUCCAGGAAUUCUCUUCCCCACUUGCCAGUGCCUUAGGGCUGCCAGAAGUCUUUGCCAAGCCGAGCUGUGCAGGACAGGCUGGAGGCAGGACCAUGAGCCCGCUCAGUUUCACUUUCAGUUUUGCUUUACCCGAAAUGACAGAGGAACCAGGAAGAAAGCUGCCAGCUGCAUCUUUCACUUCUGAGCCCUAGCGCUGCUGGGCACUGGCUCCUGCUGGCAGUGCUUCCUGUCUACAAACCCUGCAGCCCCAGGCCUCAGGAUGGACACCCUGGAGACCUCCAAGUCACUGGAUAAGGAGCUGUACUCGCGGCAGCUGUAUGUGCUGGGCUUGCCGGCCAUGCAGAGGAUUCAGGGAGCCAAGGUGCUGCUGUCUGGUCUGCAGGGCCUGGGGGCUGAGGUGGCCAAAAACUUGGUCCUGAUGGGUGUGGGCAGCCUCACUCUCCAUGAUCCCCACCCUACUUGCUGGUCUGACCUGGCUGCCCAGUUUCUACUCUCAGAGCAGGACUUGGGAAGGAGCAGGGCUGAGGCCUCUCAAAAACUUCUGGCUGAGCUCAAUGGAGCCAUUCAGGUGUGCGUCUACACAGGCGACAUCACCGAGGACUUACUGCUGGAUUUCCAGGUGGUGGUGCUGACUGCCUCGAGGCUGGAGGAGCAGCUGAGAGUGGGCACCUUUUGCCACAAGCAUGGAGUCUGCUUCCUGGUGGCGGACACCCGAGGCCUCGUGGGGCAGUUGUUCUGUGACUUCGGUAAGAACUUCACUGUGCAGGACCCCACGGAGGCAGAACCCCUGACAGCCGCCAUCCAGCACAUCUCCCAGGGCUCCCCUGGCAUUCUCACUCUGAGAGAAGAGGCUGAUGCCCACCACUUCCACACAGGGGAUUGGGUGACUUUCUCAGGCAUUGAGGGCAUGGUAGAGCUCAACGGCUGUGAUCCUCGGCCUCUCUACGUGCGGGAGGAUGGGACCUUGGAGAUUGGAGACACAACAGCUUUCUCUCCUUACUUACGUGGCGGGGCUGUCACUGAGGUCAAGAGAGCCAAGACUGUCAGCCACGAACCCUUGGACGCAGCCCUCCUUCAGCCCCGUGUGGUGGCCCAGAGUCCCCAGGAAGUUCACCGUGCCCGCUGCCUGCAUCAGUCCUUCCGCGCACUGCACAAGUUCCAGCAGCUCCAUGACCGCCCUCCCAAGCCUUGGGAUCCUGUUGAUGCAGAGAUGGUGGUGGACCUGGCCCAGGCCAUGGGACCACUGAAGGGGACAGAAGGCAAGCCUCUGGAAGAGCAGCUGGAUGAGGCUCUGGUGCGGACAGUUGCCCUGAGCAGUGCUGGUGGCUUGAGCCCCAUGGCAGCUGUGCUGGGUGCAGUGGCUGCCCAGGAAGUGCUGAAGGCGAUCUCCGGAAAGUUUAUGCCCCUGGACCAGUGGCUGUACUUCGAUGCCCUGGAUUGCCUUCCAGAAGAUGGGGACCCCUUUCCCAACCCUGAGGACUGUGCACCGAGACGCUGCCGCUAUGAUGGGCAAACCGCAGUGUUCGGGGCCGAUUUUCAGGAGAAGCUGAGCCACCAGCGCUACUUCCUGGUGGGUGCUGGCGCUGUCGGCUGCGAGCUGCUCAAAGGCUUUGCCCUGAUGGGCCUGGGGGCCGGGGGCCGUGGGGGCGUGACCGUUGCCGACAUGGACCACGUGGAGCUCUCCAACCUCAGCCGGCAGUUCCUCUUCAGGUCCCAGGACGUUCAUAGGCAAAAGGCAGAGGUGGCCGCAGAGGCCGCUCGCCGCCUGAACGCAGACUUGCGGGUUACCCCGCUCAACCUCCCGCUGCAUCCCAGCACAGAGGACAUCUUUGGGGACGACUUCUUCUCCAGGGUGGACGGCGUGGCUGCUGCCCUGGACACUUUCGAGGCCCGGGACUACGUAGCUGCUCGCUGCACCCACUUUCUGAAACCACUGCUGGAGGCAGGCACCACGGGCACCCGGGGCAGCACCGGUGUGUUCAUACCGCACGUGACGGAGAACUACAGAGCCCCCUCCUCCGAUGCAGCUUCUGAAGAUGCCCCCGACCCUGUCUGCACCGUGCGGUACAUUCCCACCACAACCGAGCACACUGUGCAGUGGGCCAAGGGUGAGUUUGACGACCUUUUCUGUGAGUCUGCCAAGACCAUCAACAGCAACCCAGAAGCACUCUCGUCUCCGGAAGACUUGGUUAAGUCACAGAAGCAGCCCCUGCUGCAGACAAUGCGGGGUGUCCUGACGGAGCGUCCGCAGACCUGGCGAGACUGCGUGCUGUGGGCCCUUGGCCACUGGCAGCUCCGCUUCCAUCAUGGCAUCACACAGCUGCUGAGGACCUACCCACCUGACAGAGUGCAGGAGGAUGGAGCUCCAUUCUGGUCGGGUCCCAAACAGUGUCCUCAGCCCUUGGAGUUUGAUUCCAGCCAAGAUACUCACCUCCUUUAUGUGCUGGCAGCUGCCAACCUAUAUGCCCAGAUGCAUGGGCUGCCUGGCUCACAGGACCAGACUGCGCUCAGGGGACUACUGAAUUUGCUGCCACAGCCUGACCCCCAGAACUUGGACCGCAUUUUUGCUAGUGAGCUGGAGCUGGAUUCACCUUCUGGCUGUAAGCAACUGCAUGAAGACCUGAAGACCUGGAGGAAGGGCCCUCCCCUUGAACCCUUGACAUUUGAGAAGGACAAUGACAGCAACUUCCACGUGGAUUUCGUGGUGGCAGCGGCCAGCCUGAGAGCUCAGAACUAUGGGAUCCCAGCGGCUGGCCAUGCCGAGAUCAAGCGAAUUGUGGGCCGGAUUAUCCCAGCCGUUGUCACCACUACAGCAGCCGUGGCUGGCCUGGUAGGCCUGGAGCUGUACAAGGUGGUGGGCGGACCACGGCCCCUCCAUGCCUUUCGCCACAGCUAUCUGCGCCUGGCUGAAAACUACUUUAGCCGCUGGGUACCUAAGGCCCCAGACAUCCAGGAGUUCCAUCACCUGAAGUGGACCUGUUGGGACCGCCUGGAAGUGCCUGCUGGGCAGCCCGAGAGAACCCUGGGGUCGUUGCUGGCCCUCAUCCAGGAGCUCCAAGGACUGAGAGUGACGAUGCUCCUGCAUGGGUCGGCCCUGCUCUACUCAGCAGGAUGGUCUGAGGAAAAACAGGCCCGGCACCUGUCUCACAGGGUGACAGAUCUGGUGAAGAAGGCGCCUGGGCAACGAGUGCUGGUAUUGGAAGUUGGCUACGAGGGUGAGGAGUAUGACACUAACUUUCCACGCUUGCACUACAAGCUGUGACAAGGCAGGAGCCCCACCACCCAGCUCCAUCGAGCCCUACGUCCCGAGCCCUGCAUCCCAAGCCCACAGUAGGCACUCAAUAAAUGCUUGUUGAAGGAA
Odocoileus virginianus texanus is the source of this 3567-nucleotide messenger RNA. It is a transcript of the gene UBA7, whose product is annotated as ubiquitin like modifier activating enzyme 7. Lineage: Eukaryota; Metazoa; Chordata; Mammalia; Artiodactyla; Cervidae. Gene Ontology annotation, biological process: ISG15-protein conjugation; DNA damage response; innate immune response. Gene Ontology annotation, cellular component: cytoplasm. The record is from RefSeq and is a predicted model, not a curated record. Gene Ontology annotation, molecular function: ISG15 activating enzyme activity.